This is a messenger RNA of Hippocampus zosterae (dwarf seahorse), 6298 nucleotides long. It is a transcript of the gene apoltp, whose product is annotated as apolipophorins. The transcript has 37 exons. NCBI's taxonomy places the organism in Eukaryota, Metazoa, Chordata, Actinopteri, Syngnathiformes, Syngnathidae. Gene Ontology annotation, biological process: lipid transport. Bases 852 to 6293 code for a protein of 1813 amino acids. Gene Ontology annotation, molecular function: lipid carrier activity. The record is from RefSeq and is a predicted model, not a curated record.
AAUGAGCAUUUGCAUGUGACGUAAAAGGGCUGCCGUAAAGUGGUAGCGUUGCUGCCAUCAAAUUAUUUGAUUAUUUGCUCAAAACAAUAACGUUUAUCAGUUUGAAAAUUGAAUAUCUUGUCAUACAAACAAAUGUAAGUGACUUGGUAUUCUGCAGCAAUACAGUAUUUGUCGUUUUUCUCUCUCCGGGGAUAAAGAAUACAUGCGCAUGAGUGUUGUUAUAUUGUGUGUUCCAACACCACUACAAAGAUGAUAUUCAUUAGUCUGUCUAUGGCAUUUCUCAUUAUGUUUUAGGAUUAGGCUAGCAGACUCAAAGGCAGUUACAUGGUUGUUUGAAAUACACAAUCUCUGUUUCACGUAUCAAACCGCUUGCAACCUCUUUUUUCUAGAAUGGUUCACAAUACCAAACUGUUUGUUGUGAAGUGAUAUGAGUUGAAUUACCUGGCAACAUAGAGUGCUUGUCGUAUCUCUUUUUUUUCUUUCUUGCAAGUCAAAGAAAAUAAUUGUCCAUACGACUGCUCAAAUAUAAGUAGGGUCACGUGUCUCAAGGCAUCUCUGUAUUUCGUAAUCUUGUACUUUUGGAUUUUGCUCUCCUGCCUUGCUUUCUGACCAAAGUGCCAUAUGUUCAGCUACUUUUAGGUGCCAGCGUUGUGUGAAGUGAUUGGUCCAGAGUGUGUUUGGAGCUACAAAUUGGGAAGUAUUUCCUGAUUGGUUGCUGUGAGCAGUGUGGGUCACUGUGGAGACUCUCAUACAAGUGUGGUCUUUCAGUGGUUGGGAACAGUGCUUCGUUUUCAUCUCACUUUCAUGUGGAGGCUCUGAGGCAGAAGGACCUGCCGUCACUUGGGGCUGCAAUGGCUAUGCCAUGGUUUUACUGUCUGCAUUUUGCGUUUAUUUGUCUUCUGCGUGUAACUGAUUGCCUCCAGUCAAAAUCUGAUAUCUGUGAUUCAAGUUGUGCAGCAUUCUCUACUUCUGAUAUGUCCUAUCAGAAAGGGGUGAGGUAUACUUACAGGUAUAAAACAACAAUCACCACAUCCUUGCACGGCUCGAAUGCAGGCAGAAAUGGACUGGCACUGGACUGUUUGGUUGAUAUUGAUGCCAUCUCCGAGUGUCAUCUAAUGAUGCAGAUAAGAAAUCCACAGAUAAAGCGACUUUCCCCUCAGAAGGACCACCCUGUGCCUCGGUUAAAAAGUUUACGGGAGUCGUUGGAGAGAACACCCCUGAAGUUCUGCCUCCAUGGGGGGAAGGUUUUUAACUUAUGCAUCCAGGAGCGGGAGCAGAUGUGGACGUUGAACAUUAAAAGGGCAUUUCUGAGCAUGCUCCAGACCUCCAACACAAAAUCCAAACAUUCAGAAUUGGAGACCGAUGUGCACGGGACGUGCGCCAGCUUGUAUGAAAGGCGAGGACGAUUACUGUUGAAAACCAGGUCUCUGAAAGAGUGUCACCAGUCAAGGCUUGCACAUUUCUGGACUCAUUCCGUGGCUCUAACAGGAGACACGUCAGUGCAAUCUGAGCUACGCUGUAUUCAGGCCUACGGCUCAGCAGUUAUGGAAGAGGCCAAUUGUACCGAAACUGUAUCCAUACCAACGUGGUCCAAGACUGGAGGGCAGGUGAAGAUGCAAACCGAGUCAACUUUGCAGUUGCUCAGAGCCCAGUCAGGCACAGUUGCAGGAGUAGAGUCUUUAGGUUGUGGGACAAAAGCUGAUUUACGGUUUGAGGACGAAGGAGCUGCAAGACCUGGAAAUAGUUUCACUCCUCACCAAGUCGUCCAAACUACCAGGAUGGUGUGUAGCGUCACAUCACAUCCACAAGAGGUGUCUCAUUGGUUUCUUGAGUUGACUUUUCAACUUAGAGAGCUAACUCUAGCGCAGCUCAAGACACUUUGGCGGGAAGCGUCUUUCAAGUGCCGCAAUGACUGGCAGCCCUUGUUGGACGCAUUACCCGCUUGUGGCUCAGAAAAUUGCAUCAUACUACUGACUGACCUAAUGAAGAAGAAAGAAGUGGAGGACGAACAGGCUCAUGCUUUCCUCACCACCAUUGCCCUCAUCCCUAACCCUUCGCCACAGAUAAUACACUCCCUCAAUACUUUAGUUAACGUCCAAGAGGUGCGAGACAAGGCUCUGCUUGUGGGAUCCUCCCUGAUCCAUCAACUAUGUCAGCGGUCCACUACACCCUGCGUUGACCUUUCUCAGGUACAGGCCUUCAUACAGAAACUCGAAGUGUCCUUGAAGGAAUGCCGUGAACCACAAAGUCCUGCGAAAGUGAGAGAGGUUAUUUAUGCAAUGAAAUCUGUGGGCAACAUGGGCCUGGCUGCUUCAAUCUUCAUCCCUCUGUUAAAUCACUGUGGACUCAACCAGUCAGCACCUUUGGAGCUCAGACUAGCUGCCAUCAAAGCCUUCAGGCGUUUUGAUUGUACAACUAAUAGGACUUUGUUGUUGCAGCUGUACCGCUCCUCCUUAGAGGAUCCGGAGGUCAGAAUUGCAGCAUACCAGGAGCUCAUGCGCUGCCCGGAUCAAGAUGUGUUUGAGGCGGUGAAGGUGAUCUUGAGAAAUGAAAACUCCAGCCAAGUGGGCUCAUUUGUGUGGAGUCACCUAACCAGUAUCCUGAGAAGCGAAGACCCCAUGAAGCAGACCCUCAUUGAUUCUCUACCUAAUGACAUAAUCAGCAAAGACUUUGAAUCGGAUUUUUUGAAAUACUCUUCUUAUUCAGACAACACAGUCACAAAUGGUAUGGGAAUCACAAAUGUGGAAACAACUCUUAUUUUCUCCUCCAAAUCAUUCCUUCCGAGGUCUGCAUCCACUAACCUUACAUUUUAUUUUCAUGGUCGGGCCAGCAACCUUCUAGAAGUUGAUUUUCACAUUGAAAAUGCUGAGCCCCUUCUGAAGAGCAUUUUGGGUCAGCUGAGUCCCUUCGCAAAAGAGGAACGCACAUCUUCACAUCAAAACGAUUCGGUGUCCAAAGAGGCGAGGGCGAGAGAAAAAAUAAACGAAGACCAUCUCAAGAGAGACGUUUGUUUAUCCAGCACCAGCAGUUAUCUGAAGCAGGCCAGGGCAUUGUUAUCCACCAGGCAAAAAAUGGAAGAGGUUCGCCUGAAGUGUUGGGUUGGCGUGAAAGUGUUUGGGAAUGAGCUCAGCAUGUUUACAUGCGACGAUCUCUCAGCGCAAAUGGACCAAAUGUCACUUAGCGCGGCGGGACUAGCUGUUAAACUGCUCAAGGGUCACGAGGUUCAGUUGAAUCACAGGGCUGUGCUCUUGACCGAAGAGUUGGUUCUGCCAUCUUUGUCUGGUUUACCUGUGAAAAUAGCAACCAAUAUGACUUCCUUUCUUUCACUGCGGCUCAAAGGAAGCAUCAACUACAGGGAUGUGUCGCACUUCUCCCUCGGUGGUUACAUUAAACCCAAUGCUUUUGUAGGCCUGUCAGCGAGGAUGGGAGUUGAUGGGGUCCUGGGUCAGGCUGCAGUCGGCUGGAUGUCUGAACUGGUGAGCUCCACUAGUCUGGAUGGGGGCGUCCACAUGCAGGAGGGGCAAGAUCUCAGAGUCACACUUAACACGCCAGAGGAUGCCAUGGAUAUCAUGUCCCUUUGCUCCCGAGUAUUUCAACUCAGUGGCGAUCACAUGGAGGAGAUUAAAGGACCAAAGAGUCGCAUCCAGCACACUGCCUGCACACCAAAGACCUAUUCAAAGAUGGUCGGCUGGCAACUUUGUGCCGAUAUGUCCCUCCCCUUAGCUUCUGGGGGCAUUUCGCUCCCGCCCUCAGGUCCUACCCACCUAUCCAUUCGGCUGCUGAAACUGGACAGAGGUCUCCAUUACUACUUGCUUGAGGCGGCCUACUCAAUGACCCCACUGAUAGGCAGCUGGUUCCCCAGAGAGGCUUCUUUGCACCUCCUUCUGGCUACUCCAAAGUCAUCCAUCCCCAGGGACAUGUCACUUGACCUGACCUUCGACCCUCGCAGAUUUUUGCUCAGGGUAUCACACCCUCUAAAAAGUAUCCUCGUACAAGGGCAACUCGAACAAGAGAGGAGUACAACGACUGCAAAACUUGAGCUAAUAAUUGAUGGUGUUCAUUAUUAUGUUUUGGCUCUGGUUGACAAACAGACUCUCAUCUCAGAACUUAUGACACGCUACCACUUUGAAGCCAACAUGGCUGACAAUCAAAAUCCAGUCAUUCUCUCCGCCAACGUUACUCGUGAACUGGGCAGGAAAAUGAGCUUUUCUGCCAUGAUGAAGAACGUGUUCAGACUACCCGCGUCACUUUCAGUGGCCCUGGAGCGAAGGAGGGACAGCCACAGCAGACAGUACUCUCUGGAAGCCGAUCUUCUCUUCCCCGAUGUGGUCGGCAGCAGAAUUCUGGGAAUCAUGGAGCAGAAAGGGACGCUGUGGAGUUCUGCGCUUCGUCUCAAAUAUGGGCUGGGCGAUGACGCCCGGCACCUGCAUCAAGAGUGCCACACAUCCCAGAGUGUCAAGAGUGAGAGGCAUGCUAACCUCACGUUCACGAUGAGAGCUGACCACGAGUUCUACUGUUCCAACACGGCUGCUAUCAACCACAAAAUCCAUUUCAGGCACGAAGAAAGCCCCAAUCAUGUGAGAUCAUCUGUGGAUAUGAGCUACGGUAAACACUGGGACGAGAUAAACAACAAACGCAUGCUUCUUCUGAGCCAGUCCUUUAAAAAUCAGACCACGCAAAACCACACCAGCUACAUAUUAGAGUUCAAUUUACAAGUUCCCGACAAAGAUUUAAACUACCGGACCCAGCUUUUGCAUUCCUACGUUCGACAACUGGGGUCCGACAGCAGUACUCAUCUUAAAAUCAACUACAACAACUUGACGCCUCUUGUGGUUGGUUUACACUGGAAAAGUCCUCCGAAUGACACGCCGCACAAGAAAUGGGAAGGAACAUUUAAUAUGGACACUCCGUGGCUAUACAUUUACACCACCCACAAGCUGAGUCAGCACCAUCACCACACGCUGCAGCUCAACUCUGAACUGACAGCCAACAAAUGGGUGACAAUCCGGAAUCUCAUCCUGGAGGCUUCCUACAGAGAUAGGGGUCGCGAGAAGGAGGCCCAUCUCAAGCUCCGCACUCCAGCUGUCACAUUCUUGCAAGUAGGAGGACUGGGAUUCAAGGGAAAGAAGAAUAUGAAAGCCUCCUGUUCUCUCACCUCCCUGUGGACUGCUCCCCUGAGAGGCGACAUCUCUCUGGAGACCCUGAAAUCCAGCCUCACCCUGCAGAUGUCUUCCAGCUACGGCAAACAAAACAUCACCUUCGCAGCUGCCCUGAACACCAUUGACAAGCUUUUGAAAAAGAGGCAAGUGAGACUGAGCGUGAGUUUAUUGGAGCCCAAGAGUCCCCCUACUGAGUUUGAGUUUGAAGGGACGUUGGAGGAACUGAUGAAGAACAAGAAGAUGUACCAAAAAACAGCAUUGCUGCAACUUAAACAGCCUUUCAAGUCAUUUCCUCAGAAGCUUCUCCUUAGGGAGACUUUCACCGUAGACCUCCUGAAAGGCCUUUACGUCCUGGAAUCAAGAGCCGGUUUCUUUGGCAUGAAAGAGAUCAUUCACACGCUGACCAUUGGCUCCAAGCCGCCAAGCCCUUUUGUUUGCUCUGCGCUGGUUCAUCCUUUCAACACUGAAACAUUUCCAUCAAACUGUGAGAUCUGUGUUAUCACCUCCAGCAACCAAACCCAGAAAUGCAUUCGAGGAUGGCUGCGGAUCGGCAGCCAAGAGAAGCUGAGUUUCUUCGGGGAACUUCUCUCGAAUUCAUUGCACCCGAAUCGGCAAGUGAUAAAAAUUCGAGCCAAUGUCACCCAUCAACUCGAGCUGCAAAUCCCUUCCUUUGCUUUGGUGGAAGGAGAUGUAUGCUGGAGCCCCCAAAACAACAGAGAAUUUGAUUAUGUAGUUCGCGGGAGACUAAAAAUUGAGAGACAGGAGUGUCAACUUUCAAUGCAGGUCAAUGGAACUUCAGACAAAAUUCUUCUUUAUUCAGCUCUCAGACAUCCUUUCAAAUCAAAGAUUCCCAAAUCACUGGAGGCAAAAGCAACUGCUAACCUGUCCACACCGGCUGGUAGAGGAAGUAGCUCCAUUUGUGUCAAGGCUGAUGGGAGGGACAAGCUGAUAUUGGAUGCGCAGGUCUCUCACUUAUUUCUGCAGGAAGACAAAUCAGUGCUACUGAGGCUCAACUUUUCGCAGAGUUUCCUGCCCGAACUCACUGACUUGCAUGUCAAAAUGGCCGCCCAUAUGUCUCGACAAAGGCACGUAUUGUUUCUCACUUGUUUUCCCCAGUUGAUCAGAAAGCAUUGAUAUCU